ACCUAAUGCUUGUAUAUCGAGCAAUUAUUCGUCUAUCGUUCCUUUCCUUUCUUCGUUCGCUACAACAUUUUUGCUUAUAUAAAAUGCUUGUAUAUCAAUACAUCAAUAUAUAUAUAUAUAUAUCUUCUUGUUUCACUCGCUAUUGACCGUCAAGAGAUGGCUUCGAACGCUCUGCCACUCCUCCUAUCAUCAUCUUCUUCUUCAAUCAACCCACCAAACCCAAAUUUCAGUUUCAUCAUUCGAACAAGUACCAGAACUAAUCGAAGGAGGGCUCGAGCUCUGACCAUGGUCGCUUCAUCAGAGACCGAUGCUCCUCCUACACAUCAGAAAUCCACAAAAUUAGUGACAUUUUUAGGGAAAGGUGGUUCUGGCAAGACCACUUCGGCCGUCUUCGCCGCUCAGAACUAUGCCAUGGCUGGGCUUAAAACUUGUUUGGUUAUACAUUCCCAAGAUCACACUGCUGAUUAUCUUCUAAAUUGUAAGAUCGGGACUUCUCCUGUCACAUGCAAUGACCACCUUUCGGCUGUUAGGUUGGAAACUACUAAAAUGCUUCUUGAACCUCUCAAUCGGCUGAAGCAAGCAGAUGCUCAUCUUAAUUUGACCCAAGGAGUUCUUGAAGGGGUGGUGGGAGAAGAACUUGGGAUUCUUCCUGGAAUGGACACUAUAUUUUCAGCCUUAGCACUUGAGAGGCUUCUGGGCUUCUUUGAGAAUGUGGCUCAAAGAUCCCACCAGAAAGAUAAAUUUGACAUAGUUAUAUAUGAUGGCUUAAGUACUGAAGAAACUAUACGGAUGAUAGGUGCUGCCAGCAAGGCAAGAUUGUAUUUGAAAUAUAUGCGCAACUUGGCUGAGAGGUCCGAUCUUGGAAGGUUGGCCAGUCCCUCUCUGUUGAGACUUGCUGAUGAAGCACUGAGUUUAAGCAGCAGGGGGUUAAAUCUCAAUGGCAAAUUGAGUUCAGAAAUAUGGGACACUCUUGAACAAACUCUGGAGAGAGGAUCUUGUGCCUUUGCAGAACCACAUAGGUUUGGCUGCUACCUUGUGAUGGACCCGAAUAGUCCACCUUCUGUGGAUUCUGCAUUACGUUAUUGGGGUUGUAUAAUGCAAGCUGGUGUGCAGGUUUCUGGUGCAUUCGGAAUUGUGUCUCCAAAUUCUCGUGUAGAAUCAACAGAAACUGUUGCAAAGAAAUUUUCGCCUAUGCCUUUUGCUUUCAUUCCACAUGUUUCAACGGAUUCCCCUCUGGAUUGGAGUAAGAUCAUGCUGAAUGGUCUCAGUAAAGAUGCACAAGAACUUCUUACCAUGCCAAUAAACCACAGCAGCAAUAUUAUGCCUUUGGUUAAGUUUGAUCAAGCCAAGAAAUCGGUCACCCUUCUUAUGCCAGGUUUUGACAAGUCAGAAAUCAAGCUAUACCAAUUCAGGGGAGGAUCUGAGUUGUUGGUGGAAGCCGGGGAUCAAAGACGCGUCAUUCAUCUCCCGUCUCAAAUCCAAGGAAAGGUGGCAGGUGCCAAGUUUAUGGAUAGAAGUCUUACCAUCACUAUGCGAUAGUUUAAGCAUCUUUUCUUGCUUUCGAGUAGAAUUUACCUAGUUUCUUUUAUGGAACUAUGAACAGUGGCAAGCAUUGCCAACAUUUUUCAUAUCAACACUAUCAAAUAUGGGAUUGUUUUACGAAAUUCCAGAUUCAUUUCAUCAGAUGUUAAAAACAUCUCUUGUACUGUCUCUCUGGGGUAUGCCCCUUGUAGCUUGUAUACCUCUUAUUCUGAAUAAAGCCAACAAAUGACAGUUA
Molecule: messenger RNA, 1777 nt
Organism: Cornus florida
Lineage: Eukaryota; Viridiplantae; Streptophyta; Magnoliopsida; Cornales; Cornaceae
Exons: 7
Coding region: 157-1539 (460 amino acids)
Source: RefSeq, a predicted model, not a curated record